AUGACUAUGGCCUCCACGACGACCUCUACGAACACGGGCUCCUCUACAAACGCAGCCUCUACCACCAUCAUUAUCAACAGGUCUGCCCUCGUUCAUGAGGUUAGGCAGACAAGUAUUGAAUUGCGUUGGCUGCUGGCACCUCCACCACCACAAGCACCAACAUCUGAAUUUCAGACUGCUUACUGCCGUGGUUGA
Messenger RNA from Paraglomus brasilianum, 195 nucleotides. The record is from the annotation of a GenBank genome assembly. Lineage: Eukaryota; Fungi; Glomeromycota; Glomeromycetes; Paraglomerales; Paraglomeraceae.